AUGGAAGGAGGCGGCAAACGCAACUCCUCGUCCAACAGCCGGGACGAUGGCAACAGCGUCUUCCCCGCCAAGGCGCCCGCGACGGGCGCGGGGUCGGCCGCGGCCGACAAGCGCCUGGGCACCCCGCCGGGGGGCGGCGGGGCCGGCGCGAAGGAGCACGGCAACUCGGUGUGCUUCAAGGUGGACGGCGGCGGCGGCGGCGAGGAGUCGGCCGGGGGCUUCGAGGACGCCGAGGGCCCCCGGCGGCAGUACGGCUUCAUGCAGAGGCAGUUCACCUCCAUGCUGCAGCCCGGGGUCAACAAAUUCUCCCUCCGCAUGUUUGGGAGCCAGAAGGCGGUGGAAAAGGAGCAGGAAAGGGUUAAAACUGCAGGCUUCUGGAUUAUCCACCCUUACAGCGAUUUCAGGUUUUAUUGGGAUUUAAUAAUGCUUAUAAUGAUGGUUGGAAAUCUGGUCAUCAUACCAGUUGGAAUCACAUUCUUUACAGAACAAACAACAACACCAUGGAUUAUUUUCAAUGUGGCAUCAGAUACAGUUUUCCUUUUGGACCUGAUAAUGAAUUUUAGGACUGGCACUGUCAAUGAAGACAGUUCUGAAAUCAUCCUGGACCCUAAAGUGAUCAAGAUGAAUUAUUUAAAAAGCUGGUUUGUGGUUGACUUCAUCUCAUCAAUCCCAGUGGAUUAUAUCUUUCUCAUUGUAGAAAAAGGAAUGGAUUCAGAAGUUUACAAGACAGCCAGGGCACUUCGCAUUGUGAGGUUUACAAAAAUUCUCAGUCUCUUGCGUUUGUUGCGACUUUCAAGGUUAAUUAGAUACAUACAUCAGUGGGAAGAGAUUUUCCACAUGACAUAUGACCUUGCCAGCGCGGUGGUGAGAAUUUUUAACCUCAUCGGCAUGAUGUUGCUCCUGUGCCACUGGGAUGGCUGUCUUCAGUUCUUAGUCCCACUACUACAGGACUUCCCACCGGACUGCUGGGUGUCUCUGAAUGAAAUGGUUAAUGAUUCAUGGGGAAAGCAGUAUUCAUAUGCACUCUUCAAAGCUAUGAGUCACAUGCUGUGCAUUGGGUAUGGAGCCCAGGCCCCAGUCAGCAUGUCUGACCUCUGGAUUACCAUGCUGAGCAUGAUCGUUGGGGCCACCUGCUAUGCCAUGUUUGUCGGCCAUGCCACGGCUUUAAUCCAGUCUUUGGAUUCUUCAAGGCGCCAAUAUCAAGAGAAGUAUAAGCAAGUGGAACAAUACAUGUCCUUCCAUAAGUUACCAGCUGAUAUGCGUCAGAAGAUACACGAUUACUAUGAACACAGAUACCAAGGCAAAAUCUUUGAUGAGGAAAACAUUCUCAAUGAACUCAACGAUCCUCUGAGAGAGGAGAUAGUCAACUUCAACUGUCGGAAACUAGUGGCCACAAUGCCACUGUUUGCUAAUGCGGACCCCAAUUUUGUGACUGCCAUGCUGAGCAAGUUGAGAUUUGAGGUGUUUCAACCUGGAGAUUAUAUCAUACGAGAAGGAGCUGUGGGUAAAAAGAUGUAUUUCAUUCAACAUGGCGUUGCUGGUGUCAUCACAAAAUCCAGUAAAGAAAUGAAGCUGACAGAUGGCUCCUACUUUGGAGAGAUUUGCUUGCUUACCAAGGGACGCCGCACUGCCAGUGUUCGAGCUGAUACAUAUUGUCGUCUUUAUUCACUAUCCGUGGACAAUUUCAAUGAGGUCCUGGAGGAAUAUCCAAUGAUGCGGAGAGCCUUUGAGACGGUUGCCAUUGACCGACUAGAUCGGAUAGGAAAGAAAAAUUCAAUCCUUCUGCAAAAGUUCCAGAAGGAUCUGAACACCGGCGUCUUCAACAAUCAGGAGAACGAGAUCCUGAAGCAGAUCGUGAAACACGACCGGGAGAUGGUGCAGGCAAUCGCUCCCAUCAGUUAUCCCCAAAUGACAGCCCUGAAUGCCACCUCUUCCACCACGACUCCGACCUCCCGCAUGAGGACACAGUCUCCGCCGGUGUACACAGCGACCAGCCUGUCCCACAGCAACCUGCAUUCCCCCAGCCCCAGCACACAGACCCCCCAGCCGUCAGCCAUCCUGUCACCCUGCUCCUACACCACUGCGGUCUGCAGCCCGCCGGUACAGAGCCCGCUGGCCACUCGAACUUUCCACUACGCGUCGCCCACUGCCUCCCAGCUGUCGCUCACGCAGCAGCAGCAGCAGAUCCAGCAGCCCCAGCCCCCGCAGCCCCCGCAGCAGCCCCCGCAGCCCCAGACGCCCGGCAGCUCCACGCCCAAGAACGACGUGCACAGGAGCACCCAGGCCCUCCACAACACCAGCCUGAGCCGAGAGGUCAGGCCCCUGUCGGCCUCGCAGCCCUCGCUGCCCCAUGAGGUUUCCACUCUCAUUUCCAGACCUCAUCCCACUGUGGGCGAGUCCCUGGCCUCCAUCCCUCAGCCCGUGACGGCUGUUCACGGCCCGAGCCUUCAGGCAGGGGCCCGGGGCACUGUCCCCCAGCGAGUCACCCUGUUCCGACAGAUGUCGUCGGGAGCCAUUCCCCCCAACCGAGGAGCCCCUCCCGCACCCCCUCCACCAGCAGCUGCUCUUCCGAGAGAGGCUUCCUCAGUCUUAACUACAGACCCAGAGGCAGAAAAGCCACGAUUUGCUUCAAAUUUAUGAUCCCUGCUGAUUGUCAAAGCAGAAAGAAAGACUCUGAUAAACUGAGAAUGUUCUCAGAAAUUAUUUUCUUCUAUCUCCUGAUAGAUUCCUAUAGCCUACUAUGAAGAGAUAUUUUAGACAGCUCUGGCCUACAUGCAAAAUGUAAAAUAUAUAAAUAUAUAUCUACUAUUCAAUAUCUAUCUAAAUUCCCAAGAGAGGUUCAAAA
Molecule: messenger RNA, 2845 nt
Organism: Panthera uncia (snow leopard)
Lineage: Eukaryota; Metazoa; Chordata; Mammalia; Carnivora; Felidae
Gene: HCN1
Product: hyperpolarization activated cyclic nucleotide gated potassium channel 1
Exons: 8
Coding region: 1-2640 (879 amino acids)
Biological process (GO): potassium ion transport; transmembrane transport
Cellular component (GO): membrane
Molecular function (GO): voltage-gated potassium channel activity
Source: RefSeq, a predicted model, not a curated record